CUUUUUCUUCACAAAAUUAAGCACAACAGUCUUGGACCGAAUUGAGUCAUUACAGAAACAUCCUGAAACAAUUGAAAUAUGAUCUUAUCUCAGUUUCGUAUGACAUUUAGCAUUUUUGGUAUUACAGAAACAUUCUAACUUAACAAUGUCCUAUGUUGGAGUCCAUUUCAACUUAGUCCUACAGUCACAAUACUGGUCACUAACUGUCAGUGACAACAAAGACAUGAACAAUGAAAUACUAUGAUUGACAUGCUACUAAAAUUAUUAAUGCAGUACAAACAAACCAAGUCUCUUGUAGAAGAAAAUACUGUUAACGUAUCAGCAUACAUUUCAUUGACCAUGUAUAAGGGGGUAUAUUUCCUCACCACUGACACAACUGAUGCCUUCAAAUCACUGGGACUUUUCUUGUCAAUACAGCAAGCUAGUCAUACAUGAGAUGAGAAAGCCAUUGUCAAGGAUACAAGCAACAGCAUGUACACACUUAACACAGAUACUGGCAAGAUGAGUGCAAACAAAGUUGACAGUUCUAGUCAGGCAAUCUAAAAGAUACAACACAAGGUCUAAAACAGGUUAGGACAUAGUCAUGAGUAUAUUAAUUGCCUUUGACACUUCAGAUAGAAAAAAGUAGUUUGGAGAUGUUUCUGUGAUGAAGCCCUGGGAAUCAUGAUGAAAACACAUAAUUCUAUGAAAUACUUAGAUCAGAUGUGAAUAUCCUGUUAUUGUUAAUCAGCCCAUAAUGUUAUAGAGCACAUGUUUCUAAAAUGUAAACAGUUGAGAUUUAGGUUAUUUAAACACUGUUAAGCAAACUAGAUAUAAAACAAAUUUAGCAGGACAGCUUGCUGAAGUAUAAUAUAUCACUGUGCUUUGCAGUGCUUGCAUUUCUAUUAAUUGAUAGCAAAGUAGCUGUUCUAAAAUCUGACAGAAACAUGCAGUUUAUCCAAGCACAGGGGGUAGAUGUUUGUUCUGGUGGAUGAUUUUACUUUGUGAUGUUUGUGGUGCCAUUAGCCUGCUUGUAUGUCUGCUUGUCUAGAAUUAGAAUCAGAAAUGUCUUUAUUAGUUCCACAAAUGGGAAAACGUAUGCAUCACUGCAGCCAAAGGACAGUUCAAUAUAACAAACAAUCAUAACAGUAAAUAAUAAACAAUAUAAUAAAUAGGUAAGAAGAAGAUCUAGAGCAGAAAUACAAAAAGAAUUACAUAAGAUGUACAUAUACAAACAGUGUAAUUAUAAACAGAGUGGACAGUGUAUUGUUAUCAAUGAAAAAUAAACAUGACUAUACAUUGAUGAGGCUCUGGAAAUUCUGUUUUCAGUGGUGGAAGUUAAUCAUUUGUUUAUGUCAGAGGACUUAAUUUGUUAACACACCACAUCAACAGCAACCAACACUGGUCAUCUAAAUUCAGAAACUUUUAGCAAUUAGAAACUCAGUGUGUAGUGUGUAUUAGCAAUACAGCAAUUAACAUGCAUUGAUUUAUAUAAGUAUGACAUCUUUUAAUGUAUACUACAUUACACAAAAGAGAAAUGUAGUAUACAUUAAAAGAUGUAUACUGUAUACUACAUUACACAAAAGUGUAAUGUAGUAUACAAAUAUAAAUUAUAUUCCCUGUGAAACUGCAAAUAUGAUGACAUAGUAAUGUUGCUUGGACUACUUUACAUGGAUGUUAAUAGGAGGCCUUUGAUUGGAUGGCAGAGUGUAUCUAGUAUGUAGGAUUAUUUAGGUUGCUUCUAUGCUGUGACUCUGAUCACAGGAGAAAGGUUUCACUAUGUUUCUCUCAAGGUCCUCUCUCUGCUGGGAUCUGUUGGGUUAUCUCUGAGGUUUUGGUGCAUGUCUUUGGGUUUAUGAUGACUGAUUACUUUUCUCAAGAGCAGUUGAUGUACUGUGUUCCAGGCAGCAAUGCCUCAUGUGUUAUGGAACACUUCAGUUUUUGGACUAAUUUUGCCCUGUAUUUGGUGUUUCUUUCAUGCAUGUUGGUUACCAUUUUAGGGAACUCUGUUGUCAUCUUGUCAAUAUGUCAUUUCAAACAGUUGCAUAGUCCUACCAAUGUGCUCAUUCUAUCCCUCGCUGUGGUCGAUCUACUAGUGGGUGUUAUUGUGAUUCCCAUUUGCACCAUCACAACAAUUUAUGGCUGCUGGUUCUAUGGCGAUACCUACUGUCAAAUACACACCAGUUUUGAUGUGUUUUUCACCACUCUUUCUAUCUUGCACCUAAUUUGUAUUGCUGUUGAUAGAUAUCAAGCAAUAUGUAAUCCUCUGCAUUAUUCAAGAAAAAUCACAAUGUCAGUGGCUGUGAUGAUGGUGUGUGCCUGCUGGUCACUGGCUGCUGUCUACUCUUUUGGACUAUUUUUCUCAAAAACCACUGUUGCAGGGUUAGAGGAUUUAAUGUCAUCAACAGACUGUCUUGGCAUUUGCAACAUUUAUCUUAGCCCCCUUUGGGGAAUAUUGGACAGCACUUUCUGCUUUUUCUUUCCCUGCACUGUAAUGGUUUGUCUUUACACUCAAAUAUUUGUUGUGGCUAAAAAGCAUGUAAGAAAGAUUGGAGAUAAGAGUACCUGUUUAAAUGACAGAGGAAGAGGAGGGCUGAUCAGGGCUGAGUGCAAGGCUGCGAAGACUCUCAGUAUUGUGCUUGGUGUAUUCAUCUUUUGUUGGAUGCCCUUUUUUAUGAAUUCGAUAAUUGAUCCUCUCACUGGCUUCCGCACCCCUGGUCUGCUCUUUCAAGUAUUAUAUUGGUUGGGUUUCUUCAAUUCAGCCUGUAACCCCAUUAUUUAUGCCUUGUUCUAUCCCUCCUUCAAAAAAUGUUUUCAAUAUAUUAUCACUCUGAAAAUAUUCAGCUCAAAUUCUUCAACUAUGAAUCCAUCUGUUAAAUGACAAAUCAGUGGCAACUGAAUUGCCAUCAAUGAUAACAGGUUUUUGUGUUUUUCAAAAGAAAGACUUUAUCACAGGAGUAAUGGUACAUUUUGUCUGAAAACAUAGUUACUGGGCAUCAUGUCUGUCUUUCCAUGUGAUCAUGUUACACACUAUUUUUCAUGUUUUCAGUCAGAAAAAAAUCCAGUAAUUAUUACUUGUAGACUCAAUUCCUAGUGAUAUUAAAAUAUAGCCCCUGAUCAAUUUAUACUUUUAACAAUGCCUAUAUCAGCACCAAUACAAAUUACAGAACCAUUUUGUAAAUUAAGCAUUACUGUAUCAUAUGUUCUUGCAUUUGUCCAUUUUAGCCCACGUUUACUACUUUAGGGCUUUUCUGUCUUACUGCAGUAACCCAAGCUGUCAUCUUUACCCAAAAGCCCUGAGAAAGUAUCUCAGAAAAAAGUGAAAUUGAAUGAAUACUAUGGAUCACGUUAAUGACUUGAAAACCUCUGUCCACCUAAUUCACUUUCAUGGAUUACACAGAUCAGGAUAAAACAUAUUUAGUAACCUUACAUAUUCACCAAUUGAAUUACUAUGUAGUUACAUGUAAGUUUAGUGUUUGAAAUGUGUCGUGAAUAAAAUUAAAAGCAUUAUUACAUGAACCAAACACAAUUCAUUGUUGUCUGUUUUGUCUGAUACUUCAGAAUUUGAAUCUUCACUAUUAUGAAUUACUGUGUCUAGUCUCAGUCCCUGGUGUGAACAAAUCUGGUUGUGCCCUUCACAGAUCCCCGAAGAACAAAUCUCGCAAUUAACUGGUUGCUUGUUUCCUUUUAUUGGUCUUUUGAAAGUAUGGUUUUCUGGACCUUUGUGCUGAUUUCAUCAUCCAUUGGCUCCUUUGCAUUUAAAUAUUGGAUUUUGACACAAAAAUCAGCCUGACCAUUAUAUCUGCUGGCAUAAAUUACAUUCAGUGUAUCUUGUUUCUCCUUCGGCAGCUGGAUGCCCUCUCACAUACAGCCUCAGAGACUACAUCAUGUAGCAUCAGAAUAUGGGCAAAUCUCUCCAACUGGCCUCCAUAACAUGCAAUAGAAUUAGCACACCACAAUACAUUGCAAAAGCCUUCAUCUGAAUCCACUCUGAAACAACUUCUUUAUUUAUGCUCCACAAAUAUGGGUUGCAGUAUUUCAGUUAUUGUUCAGUCAUUUGGGACCACCAUUUCAGCAGCAAAACUAACUUAUUUUCCAUGUGACACUAGUUAGACAAGUCUGUAAUUUUCUGAUAACAUGAUAUUUAAUUAACUGCUGUAUUUGUAUGUUAAUAGCAGGCAUUUAAUUGGAUGGCAUAGUGCAUCCCAUGAUUAUGUAGAUGGUUUCAUUGCUGUGACUUUAGUUACAAGACAGAGGAUUCACUAUGUUUUUCCCAUCCUCCCUUCCUCUCUCUGUUAAAUUAUCUCUGAGGUUUUGGCAUAUGUUGCUGAGUUAAAGAUGACCUAUGAAUUGUUUCCAGAACAGUUGCUGUUUUCCAGACAGCAAUGCCUGAUGUGCCAUGGUACAGUUCAGUAUUGUAAAUCAUUUUCUCUUCCACCAUUUUACUAGUAGGUGUUAUUGCAAUGCCCUUUAGUGUCACCCAGACUGUCCAUGGCUGUUUGUUCUAUGGCGAUGUAUUCUGUCACCUGCAUUCCAAUUGUGUGUUGUUUCUGACCAUUAUUUCUAUUUUACACUUAAUAUGUGAGGCAUCUGGGCGGCCUACACAUUUUCACAGAUUUAACUGCGAAAGAUUAAUUUUCCCUAUGUGAGUUAAGAAAGGUGGCCGGUGUGGGAUUUACAUGUCCAGGGGUCCCAGAGCCAUUAAUCAGCUCUCUGUGUGAGUUAAAGAUUAGCUAGAGGACGAGGCCCAUACAGAGUACUAAAACUGAAUUUGACUCUCAUCUCAGAUGAUUGGAGAUGUCUAAACACAUACAUUUCCUCAGAAGGACAGAGAGACCAUUUGGUCUCUUUUAGGGUGUGAAGAGUGACAGCAGCAGAGUUAGGUGAUUUACAGGAGAUGAGCAGGGAGGCAGACCAACUCCUCUUUCUUCCACUGGAUGGAAGGACCCUCAAUCCACAAAAGUGACCAAUUAGAAGAAGUAGGCAGGUGUGGGCGAAUGGACUCUAAAAAGGCCUGCAGAGGCAGAGAAAGAGAGGCGGUAACUUGCAGAUUUCCUAAAAUCAAAGGUUUGAGAGGAUUUCUGGUAGAGCAGAGGGCAAAGCAUUGAGCAGAACUUUGCCAUAGACUGGGGGAUACCAGGGUGCGGCCACACUGGUUCAGACGCAGGCUUGAGAUCUGUUUCAAUAAAGAUUGCUCUAUCGUUCCACCCAAUCUUGCUCCGCAGAAUUCUUUCAUCAUCAAACUACACACCGACACCGCAAAUGAAGACAGCCCAGAAACAAAAUAUGCUUUCCAGGGUGCCAACUUUUUACCUUUGUAAUCUUGCUGAGGGGGACAUGGGUGUUUCGUAGACUUGGACAAGUCCCCCAAGGAAUUCUUACUGCGGGGGUAUGUGCUACCAGGCUCACUGCUACAAGCUAACCAGUUCCUGUAUGAGUGAGGUGAGGCAGAAGGUGAAGCUCCAAAUGUACCAGUCCAUCCAUGUUCCGACUCUCACCUACAGUCACAAGCUGUAGGUAGACUAAAAGAAUGAGAUCGCCGAUAAAAUCAGCUGAAAUUACUUUUCUCCAUUGCUGGGCUCAGCCUGAGGGAUAGGGUGAGGAGUUUAGACAUCCGCAGGGAUCCCGCAGAUGCCUCAGGAUGCCUCAGGAGUAUCUGGAAAGCUUUGCUGGGGAGAAGGAUAUCUGGAAUAUCCUUCUAAUCCUGCUGACUCAGAGACCUGAUCCGGAUGGAUGGAUAUUAAAAGGGCACUUUGAAAUUACAAAUGGCCCAGGGUGUGUCAGAACACAAACUGGUGCUCAAAAUGACUAUUUCCAAAUGCACCCUCAGUUUAGUGUGCUUUAUCUUUCCAGCACAUCAAAAUAUUAUAUUUAUGUAAUUAAGAAUAGACAAAUUCAUAUGAAACUAUGAACUGUUAAUUAGUUAAUUAGUGUGCAUAUUGCAAAUAUUCUGAGUGGUGUAGUGUAUUGGAAUGUUAUGAAAGCUCGGAUUGACUUUUAACAACUGUAAACUCUGUGUGCAGUGUAUCAACAAUACAGCAACUAACAUGCAUUAAUCUAUGUAAGUAUGACAUCUUUUAAUGUGUACAACAUUACAUAAAACUAAAUUAUUUUCCUUGUGAAACUGCCAAUAUGAUGACACAGUAAUGUUGCUUGGAUUACUUUACAUGUAUGUUAAUUGGAGGCUUUGGAUUGGAUGGCAAAGUGUAUCCAGUAAUUAUUAAGGUGGCUUCUAUAGAGUGACUGAUUACAAGAGAAAGGUUUCAGCAUGUUUGGAUUUAUGAUGAGUGAUGACUUUUCUCAAGAGGAGUGGAUGUACUGUGUUCCUGGCAGUAAUGCCUCAUGUGUUAUGGAACAGUUCAAUUUUUGGACUAAUUUUGCCCUCUAUUCCGUGUUU
Molecule: messenger RNA, 6376 nt
Organism: Acanthopagrus latus (yellowfin seabream)
Lineage: Eukaryota; Metazoa; Chordata; Actinopteri; Spariformes; Sparidae
Product: trace amine-associated receptor 13c-like
Exons: 1
Coding region: 1835-2860 (341 amino acids)
Biological process (GO): G protein-coupled receptor signaling pathway
Cellular component (GO): membrane
Molecular function (GO): trace-amine receptor activity
Source: RefSeq, a predicted model, not a curated record